Molecule: messenger RNA, 2271 nt
Organism: Budorcas taxicolor (takin)
Lineage: Eukaryota; Metazoa; Chordata; Mammalia; Artiodactyla; Bovidae
Gene: FAM222A
Product: family with sequence similarity 222 member A
Exons: 3
Coding region: 828-2240 (470 amino acids)
Source: RefSeq, a predicted model, not a curated record
CCCAGUGCACCAUUCUCCGGGCCGUCCCCACAUCCGCCCAGCGCCACCUGGACUGGUUAUUUCUCGGCGCCGAGGCCCCCGGGGCUGCACCCGAGCCUCCACCGCCCGCUGCAGCCGCCGCGGCUGCUGUUGCUCUCCGGCUUCCCCUCCCCCAACACCCGGGGCUCCGAGCAGGAGGAGGAGGGGCCGGUGCGUUCUCGCCACCGCUCUUUGCAACCUGCGGGGGCCGGUGCAUGCCCGGCGAGAAGCCGGGCCGCUGCAGGUGCGUGCAGCCUCGGAGGAGACGAUCCCCCCACCCUCGGGCAAACCAGAGAGCUGCAAGCCACGGGCAGGCGGUCGAGCGAGAGGAAGCAACAAAGACAAGCUGCAGCUGGGGCCGGCUAGAGGGGCCGCGGCCGCCGGGCUCCUGGCGCGGGCGGAGAGGGCGCCCCGGGGAGCUGCAGCCCUGAGCAGGACCCCGAGGGGAGGCGCAGCGCCGCCCGCCGGACGCGGUGAGCACAGGCCCCGGCGAGGAUGAGCCGCCUGAGCGCCGGAGCGGCCCGGUUGCCGGGCGGGCACGACCCCCGCUGAGCCGAAAGAACCCCCACCCCGGACUUCGGACGGCGCUGGCCGGAGCCUGGAUCGACCUCACCGACAGCGUCCCUUCCCACCUGGAGAGAGCUAUCGGCCCCCAAGGGGGGCUUCCUCAGGCAUCCUCUGCCACCUCUGCAUGGCUGCAACCCAGCGAGCGGAGAGUCGUCCCCGCUGAGACCUGGUGCCCUUCGACGGCCUGGCUGAUUCGGGACCCCGCCGCAGAGUGCGCCCCGCUGCGGGCCCCCAGCUCAGCCAUGCUGGCCUGUCUGCAGAGGACCCAGAACACCCCCGGCCAACACCUGGCCUGCCCGACCAAGAGCCUGGAGCUGCGCAAGUGCGAGACGGUGGCCAGCUCCAUGCAUUCCUCCCGCUACCCAAGCCCGGCCGAGCUGGACGCCUACGCCGAGAAGGUGGCCAACAGCCCGCUCUCCAUCAAGAUCUUCCCCACCAACAUCCGCGUGCCCCAGCACAAGCACCUCAGCCGCACAGUCAACGGCUAUGACACCAGCGGCCAGCGCUACAGCCCCUACCCGGCACACACGGCCGGCUACCAGGGCCUGCUGGCCAUCGUCAAGGCCGCCGUCUCCUCCUCCUCCAGCGCGGCCGCGCCCGCCGGGCCCGCCAAGAGCGUGCUCAAGAGCGCCGAGGGCAAGCGGACCAAGCUGUCGCCGGCCGCCGUGCAGGUGGGCGUCGCGCCCUACCCGGCGCCCAGCACACUGGGGCCCCUGGCCUACCCCAAGCCGCCCGAGGCGCCCGCCCCGCCGCCCGGCCUGCCCGCGGCCGCGGCCCCCGCCGCCGCCGUCAUCCCCCUGCCCGGCCGCGGCCUGCCCCUGCCGCCCUCCAACCUGCCCUCCAUCCACAGCCUCCUCUACCAGCUCCACCAGCAGUGCCAGGCCCCCGGCGCCGCGCCCGCCGCCUGCCAGGCCGUGCCCGGGCCCCCGCCCAGCCCGGCCAAGCACGGCCCGGUGCCCGGCUUCCCCCGCACGGCCUACUCGGCCACGGCCGGCCCGCCCGAGUGCCGGAAGGGCGCCGAGUUGGGCCAGGGGAGCACGCCCGCGGCCUUGACGUUGGCCGGGGCCGCCAAACCCGCGGGCUACGCAGACGGCGGCCUGGAUUACCUGCUGUGGCCCCAGAAGCCGCCCCCGCCGCCGCCCCCCCAGCCCCUGCGGGCCUACGGCGGCGGCGCGCUGGCCAGCAAGUCCCCCGAGGCCUGCGGGGGGCGGGCGUACGAGCGGGCCAGCGGGUCGCCCCUCAACUGCGGCGUGGGGCUGCCCGCCAGCUUCGCCGUGGGCCAGUACUUCGCCGCCCCCUGGAACAGCGUGCUGGUGACCCCCACCAGCGACUGCUACAACCCCGCGGCGGCAGCGGCGGCGGCGGCGGCGGCGGCGGCGGCGGCGGCGGCGGCGGCCGCUGGGACCGAGCUGGGGCCGGGGGCCGCCCGGGAGCUGGCGGGGCCCCCGGCCGAGACCCUCUCGGGCCUGCCCAGCAAGAGCAUGUGCAACACGGCUGUGCUCAGCAGCAGCCUGCAGUCGCUGGAGUAUCUCAUCAACGACAUCCGGCCGCCCUGCAUCAAGGAGCGUAUGCUGGGCAAGGGCUACGAGACGGUGGCUGUGCCCCGGCUGCUAGACCACCAGCACGCCCACAUCCGCCUGCCCGUCUACAGAUAAGGCCAGCCCGGCACACGCACGGACCGACGGG